GAUUGCGGUGUUUGUUACGCGCUUGGUUAUGGUCUCAUCGUGGCCCUCCUCUCCGAUGUUGAUUGAGAUUCUUUCUAUAUAGCGCCCAAGUGGAUUUAUAAAUUUACGAAGCGGAUACUUCAGUUUUGGUUAAUCAGUUCAUUGGAGUGGAAGUGACUAGAGCGAGUGCCUACCCAAUCUUUUAUUGGUUCUACACGUAAUCAAUAACAGUAUAUUUCCCAUUCUAUAUCAUUGUAUGGACUAGUAUCAGCACUAACAAUGCACAAGGCUAUAAAAAAUAAAUCAAGGUUACUUUGUGGCCUUAAAAACUCAAAGGCCGAUCUAAGCACAGCAAAGUUUAUAUUAUAUUACGGACCCACAGUUGCCGAUAGUGAUAUCUAUGAUCUUCAUGAUUCUAAAAGCCUAUUGGAGGAUGAAAAUUUAAAUUUGUCAAAGAAUACAGUUUUGUAUUUGCAUGGCUAUCUAGAAGAUCCGGAUGUGGAGAGUAUACAUGUCAUAGCCGAGGCCUAUUUGGAGCGUACGGAUACAAAUCUAAUUGUCUUGGAUUGGGGUGAACUGGCCGAUGGCAAUUAUAUGUUUGAUGCUGUUGUCAAUGCCAAACAAUUGGCACCAGAAUUGGCCAAAGUUUUGCUAGAAAUGUUUGAUCAUGGCUUGGAUAUUGAGAAAUUUCAUAUAGUUGGCCAUUCGUUGGGCGGCCAAAUGGCUGGAAUCAUAGGUCGUGAGAUUUUUAAACGUACCAAAGGUGUGCGCAAGAUAAAAAGAAUUUCCGCUUUAGAUCCUGCCUUUCCAUUGUUUUAUCCUUUGGGUGGUCAUUUAAAUGCAAACGAUGCCGAAUUCGUUGAUGUCAUUCACACCGAUGCCUGGCUAUAUGGUGCCCCAACAAGUACAGGAACAGCAGAUUUCUGGCCAAAUAGCGGUGGCACUCUACAACCUGGUUGCCCAAAACGUAAUUACAAAAUGCUCAGCGAUAAUGAUUUAUCAAGUCAUCGGCGUAGUUGGUGGUUUUGGGCCGAAAGCGUUUCCGAUCGUUUCCCCAUUAAAUUUGAUGCUGUUCCCUGUAAAAGUUGGUCGGAUUUUAAGCAAAACAAAACUAUGGAAACUUGUGCUCCCAUUGUAAUGGGUCAUCACUGUCCAACGUCAAUUCAUGGCAACUUUUACUUACAAACGAAUGGUCAAACACCGUUUGCACGUGGCAAAGAGGGCACUGUCUAUGUGGAACCCAAGGAACUUUUAGGAAAUACGCAUAGUAACAUUUGUGAAGCACCACAGACUAUAGUUAAGUAACUCAUAAAUACCUCCCAGCCAGAUGCAGGAACCAAUUACAUUGUAAAAAUGUAUAGAAAACUAUUUUGUCAUACAUAUCACAUCACCGAAAUAUAUCUGAGAACUGUUUUAAAA
Messenger RNA from Drosophila willistoni, 1398 nucleotides. RefSeq names its product lipase member H-A. The coding region runs from base 259 to 1284 and encodes 341 amino acids. The record is from RefSeq and is a predicted model, not a curated record. Gene Ontology annotation, molecular function: lipase activity. Gene Ontology annotation, biological process: lipid metabolic process. Lineage: Eukaryota; Metazoa; Arthropoda; Insecta; Diptera; Drosophilidae. The transcript is spliced from 6 exons.